AUGUCGGCCACAAAGCGUCUGCAGACUAUCCAGUCCCAUCUUUCAACUGCCCCCGCAUCGGGCUCUGGCUCAGGCAUCGCCAAGCCCGAGAUCAAGGUCGUUGCUGUGUACGGCGCGGGCUUGAUGGGCGCUGGUAUUGCGCAGGUCGCGGCAUUUGCGGGAUACGACGGCCUCGCUAUCAUUCGCAAGUCCUCUGAGCGCAUUGCGAAGCACAUGGCACCCGAGGGCACAGACACGGCGCCCAUCAUCGACGGCAUCGUCAAGGCCAUCAAGACGACCACUGACCGCGCCGAAGCCGUCAAGGACGCUGACCUUGUCAUCGAGGCGAUUAUCGAGGACCUUGCCAUUAAGCAGGACUUCUUCAAAUAUCUCGACACCGUUGCAAACGGUCUCCUUAUCAAGGAGAUCAACGCCAAGUGUCCGCAGGAGAGGAAGAAGCGUUUCGGCGGUCUACACUUCUUCAAUCCCGUCCCCGUCAUGCGCCUCGUCGAGGUGAUCCGCACGGAAGACACGCUGCCCGAGGUCGACGACGCGCUCUACGCCUUUGGCAAGUCGCUCAAGAAGAAGCCGAUCCGCGCCAAGGACACGCCCGGAUUCAUCGUGAACCGGCUCCUGAUGCCGCUGAACCGCGAGGCGAUCCGCAUGGUCGAACGCGGAGACGCCACCUUCCAGGACGUCGACACCGCCAUGAAGCUGGGUGCCGGGCACCCCAUGGGCCCCUUCGAACUGUUCGACUAUGUCGGUCUCGCUAACAAGACAGACACGAACCUCCUCGUCGGCAAGGGCUGGGUCAAGCGCGCCGAGCAGGGCUACAUCCCCAAAGCAUACGUCGAGCCGCAGGGCACGCUGAUCCAGGACCUCGUCGCGCAGGGCAAGCUGGGGCGGAAGAGUGGAGAGGGUUUCUACAAGUAUGAGCAGAAGGGGAAGAAGUCCCUCACCUAA
Molecule: messenger RNA, 942 nt
Organism: Trichosporon asahii var. asahii CBS 2479
Lineage: Eukaryota; Fungi; Basidiomycota; Tremellomycetes; Trichosporonales; Trichosporonaceae
Product: Short chain 3-hydroxyacyl-CoA dehydrogenase
Exons: 7
Coding region: 1-942 (313 amino acids)
Biological process (GO): fatty acid beta-oxidation
Cellular component (GO): mitochondrion
Molecular function (GO): NAD+ binding; (3S)-3-hydroxyacyl-CoA dehydrogenase (NAD+) activity
Source: RefSeq, a predicted model, not a curated record